UGUGCAUGCUGCUUAGUAACCAUACAGCGGAGAGAAUAACAGCUCUCCUCCCCUCUAAUCCCUGAUUCUUUCUAACAGAGUACAAGGGUCUAUUCUAACAGACUCAGCUUGAACUGAACAUCUGAUCAGAGCAUCCUAUCUACAGAUCUCUAGGUUGGCUCAUAUUGCAGCUAAUAUGCCAAGUGCCAAGCUGGCUGCAUUUUCCCCAGUUGAAUUCACUGUGUCCACUAUAGAUAAAAUGGGACACAAGGAGGAGGAGGAAGAUGGUUGUAUUUGGAAGAAGCAAACAAAUAACAUACGUGACACUUUUGUGUUCAUGGAGGUGCUAGGAUCUGGUGCCUUUUCUGAGGUUUACCUAGUAAAACACAGAUCCACCGGACAGCACUAUGCUUUAAAAUGCAUAAAGAAAGUAAAUAGUGCAAGAGAUCGAAGCUUGGAGAAUGAAAUAGCAGUUUUAAAAAAGAUUAAACAUGAUAAUAUUGUGACACUUGAAGAUGUCUACGAGAGCUCUUCACACUUCUACCUUGUCAUGCAGCUGGUAUCUGGAGGGGAGCUCUUUGAUCGUAUAUUGGAGCGUGGCGUAUACACAGAGAAAGAUGCCAGCAAUGUUAUACGCCAGGUUCUGUCUGCCGUCCAAUAUCUUCAUGACAACGGAAUUGUCCACAGAGAUUUAAAGCCAGAAAACCUCCUUUACCUCACUUCUGAUGAAAACGCAAAGAUUAUGAUAACAGAUUUUGGUCUUUCCAAAAUGGAGGAAAGUGGGAUCAUGUCCACAGCAUGUGGCACUCCAGGCUAUGUUGCUCCCGAAGUCCUUGCACAAAAGCCAUAUAGUAAGGCAGUGGAUUGCUGGUCUAUUGGAGUUAUAACAUAUAUUUUAUUAUGUGGCUACCCCCCUUUCUAUGAAGAAACUGAAUCUAAGCUCUUUGAGAAAAUCAAGGAUGGCACUUAUGAAUUUGAAUCCCCAUUUUGGGACGACAUUUCUAAAUCUGCAAAAGAUUUCAUAAAUUGCCUUUUAGAGAAGGAUCCCAAAAAACGCUAUAACUGUGAGAAGGCCCUUAAGCAUCCAUGGAUUGCUGGGAACACGGCUCUCCAUCGAGAUAUUUAUCGUUCAGUAAGCAUCCAGAUUAAGAAGAACUUUGCUAAAAGCAAAUGGAGACAAGCAUUCAAUGCAGCAACAGUUGUUUAUCACAUGAAAAAAAUGCAUAUGCAUAACAGUCAGCAAAGCUGUGGAUCUUCCUCUGAGAUAAAGAUUGGAGUGCCCACUAUCAAAGUAUAUGAUGCUACAAGACCAUCUACCCCAAUCAUGAGCACUUCUCAGGACGGAAGCCUAGAUGACAAGGAUAGCUUACUUGUCCAUGCAAACAAACUGUCUACUGGGAGUACAGAGACAAAGAGUCUAUGUAACCUUUGCUAUGAUAAGAAUAAUCCUGAUAUUAUAAAAGCAACAAAUGAUGUAUGUAAUAACUUUUCAAAAGAUACCAGUUCAGUGGAUUUCCCCCAGACCCAUCUUGAGCAAAGCAAGAGGGCUAAUGAUAAUUCAUCUCACCAUAAACCAACUCAAGGCCAAGUUCUUCCCAAGUCAAAUCAAGGGGUGCAAAGUGACCCUCCCAAAAAAUACCUCAGGAACAUAAAACAAAAUAGUGCUACACAGACCAGUCCAGUGCACAAUACACUUUCCGAAAUAAAUCAAGCUGCUUCCAUAAACGAUGAUCACUCCUCAAAAACGGUCAAGCCACAGACUAGUCAGGCUACAAAGUCUACAACUCUGAGUAGACCAACACAAUCUGAUUCACCUUCAAAUGACAGCCAGCAACAGAAACCUAAAAGCAUUUCUCAAUCUAUUGAUCUCCCAUUGUCACCUUCUGAGAAAACUAAAGGACAUAGCUUACAAAAAACUCCAUCUGCAAAUACACCUUGCAAAAAGAUAACUUCACCGGUUACAACUAACACCACUCAAAAGCCUCCUCCUCAAGCAAGUCCAACUCCCAUAAAGGAAUCCAGCUCUCCAAAGAUCCCUUCAAAAAAGAUCAGUGCUCAGACUUCUGUUCAAGAAAGUACAGCCAAGAAGAAGAACAGCACAAAGAAGUCUAACUUAGAUCAUGAUAUCCUGUGCAUGGAAAUCCCUCAGUGUAAACCCUUGGACUUAUCUAAUGUAACUGCUAAGACUGAUAAGUUUUCAGUUCCUACUAAUUUAUAUGUGGCAAAUGGAAGCUCAGAUGAAACCUAUGAGAAAGGGAAGCCAAUAUCCUGCUCAGAACAUGUUCUGAUGAAGAAAAGUCACAAAAAACAGCCAUUCAUGAACGGCAUCACAACUUCAGCGAAAACUACGAAUUACACACACUGUGGCAGUGGACAGACAGGGGUCUGCUCAGUCAUGUGACAGUACUAGUGUAUUCUGGCUGACUAUGUUUCAUUAAGGGCUACGCAGUUACCUGUGUAUUAAAGCCACAUACUGAUCUUGCUUCAGAAUAAAGGCAGAGAAGAUUGCUUUUGUUUUCUCUUUGGGAGCAUUCACUGAAUACCGUGGGAAUUUUUCUGAAGGAUAUGGCAACGAUUUUUGUCAAUAAAGGAUUCAUAGCUCACUGAGGAGACAACAUCAGAUCUAUAUAGUUCCAUGACUUAAGGAUCAUCUCCGAUCAUGGACAUCACAGGGGGGACUUACCUACGUGUACAAUAAACUUCCUUGUAAAACAUUUACAACUAUACUGUACAUCUUACUGGCAAAACUAUCAUGUACAUAAUGUGUAUGAAAGUGUAAAAAACUGUAGUGUUUUGUAAAUGCAUAUUGAUCUACAGUGACCAUCACAAGCCUUUCUUUAGCUCCCACCACAGUUGACUGUACAGCGCUGUUGCACAUUUAUACUGUACACAAAUGCAGUGUUAUAAUCUUAUAACCCUUUUAAACUGGCAGGGACUCUGGCUCUAAAAACACACAUUGAUUCUACUUUUACCCAUCUGCUUCAUUUUACAUGUAUCAUACUACCGGUAUUUAAAGGCUAAGACUUGCACUGAUGAGGGUCAUAUAGCGUGAAACAUGUUUACACAAAAUAUUAAUAGGACUCUGUCAAACAGUUUUUCACCAUAACAGUGUUUAAGGUGAUAACAACACUGUGCUUCUAAAAUUGUACUGUAUGAGCAUUAUAUUUUCCUGUACCAAUACAUUUUUCUGUAACAAAAUAUAAAACAUGCAUCUGAUCUGAAAAUAGAUCUCUCAGUCUAUCAAGCAUCAUUGUGGCAGGGGCGGAUUUAGAGUCUAUUCUCGGGAGGGGUACUGCCAGAAGGUUUUGCGGGCAAUUUGUUGGGGCAAUGGCUGGUGUUAGCGCUUCAAUCAAUUUGUUGGCGCCAUGGUUGUUAUGGUGUCAGGAUGAUUGAAGCG
This is a messenger RNA of Rana temporaria (common frog), 3376 nucleotides long. It is a transcript of the gene CAMK1G, whose product is annotated as calcium/calmodulin dependent protein kinase IG. Gene Ontology annotation, biological process: peptidyl-serine phosphorylation. Lineage: Eukaryota; Metazoa; Chordata; Amphibia; Anura; Ranidae. The coding region runs from base 176 to 2380 and encodes 734 amino acids. The transcript is spliced from 14 exons. Gene Ontology annotation, cellular component: intracellular anatomical structure. The record is from RefSeq and is a predicted model, not a curated record. Gene Ontology annotation, molecular function: calcium/calmodulin-dependent protein kinase activity; ATP binding; calmodulin binding.